CUGUCGCUAAAUGUCCGCAGACAACGUUCACCGGACGUUGGUUGAACGUUCACUUAACGAUCGUAUAACGUCCGUUCAACAAAUGCAAUAGUGUUUCAACUGGACGUACAACCAACGUUCGCCUAACGUCCAUCUGACGCAUGUUGCGUUACCAGUUGUAGAUCAAACUUUUACUGAAUGAAGGGGAGGGACUGAACUCCUCAGGAAGCUGGAAGGCAGAACUUUAUUUCAAUGAACCCUCCGGUGACUCUUUUACACAUUUACCUCCGUGUGUCCUGCUGACUGACAACACCCUCAGUGGACCAGUUUUCUCAGGAUUAAAAAAAAAAUGUUUUAGAAAUCCCACGAGAAGCGUCGGUGGCAGCAGCAGGGAGAGGAUGCUCUGCAUGGGGUGGAAAGUUUUCAGAUAAGGUGCAACAAGCUGGUGUUUGGACAAGUCUGUUCGCGCCGUCUUCACGAGUAGAUAAGUUUCGUGUUUCGCACUGGAAGUACUGGCCUCAGGAGAAGUUUUGCCCUCCCGCUGAAGCCCAUGUGGACACGACGAUGAAUGAUCCAACGACGACGAUUUAUCCACCAAUGAGAAACGUACCUCCGACCGUCUUUAUUCUUCUGUUAAUUUCCGCGUUGGUCGGGAAUCUCACCGCCGUCGCAGUUUUGUGCAGAACUCGCAGAGAGAAAAGGGAGACCAUGUUUUACACGUUCGUAUAUGGCCUGGUCGUGACGGACAUCAUGGGCACGCUGGUGACCAGUCCGAUCAUUAUAGCAACUUACGCGCAGGGACAGUGGAUCGGAGGGGACCCGCUGUGCCAGUACAUGGGCUUCAACUUGCUCUUCUUCUACCUGGCGGGACUCAGCAUCAUCUUUGCCAUGUCUGUGGACAGAUACAUCGCCGUAAACCAUCCCUACGUUUACAACAACUAUGUGAACAAGAAGCAUGCCGGACACACCCUGGUGGCCAUCUAUAUCUCCAACGCGCUCUUCUGCGCUUUACCCUCCAUCGGCUUCGGGCAGGUGGUGAUUCAACACCCGCAAACCUGGUGCUUCUUGGAUUGGCGAACCAACCAUACCACCCAUGCCGUCUACUCUUACCUGUACGCCGGAGUCAGCAUUUUUCUCAUCUUCUCCACUGUCGUCUUUAACGUGCUGCUGUGCGUGGUUCUGAUCCGACUGCACAAGAGCUUCUUGCGCAGGAUGUCGCAGGGAACCGACGCCGGGCGCAGCGUGGACUCGCGGAGGAAAUCGGUCAACUUCUCACGUCUGGCUAACACAGAGAUUCAGAUGGUGAUUGUGCUCGUGGCCACAACGGUGGUGGUGCUCAUCUGCUGCAUCCCACUUGUAGUUCAGGUGUUCUUAAACCAGCUUUAUAAGCCUCCAGUGGAGCUAAACAUUGCAAAGAGCCCAGAUAUACGGGCAAUGCGCUUCGCUGCCUUAAACCCUAUCCUGGACCCCUGGAUAUACAUCCUUCUGCGUGAAUCUGUUUUACGUAAUUGUAUUGAGAUAAUUAAGUAUACAUUUGCCAAAGCAGGAAUAAGAAUAAGGUCAGAGACAGUUCUCCUUUCAAGCAUUCACCAUGCCCCCUCCAUCAGCUGUCCCUCUGUGGGCUAUGAAGACCCACAGGUGGACAGGGGUAACGCUCAGGGUUUCCUCUACAUGUCGGAGGACAUCGAGACAGCUACUGAAAGCCAGCUACAGAAAACCAGACCGAGUGACUCAGAACAGAGCGAAGGAAUAAGCGCAUUCACAGAUUUAACAGUGGUCAGCUGCACAGAAGAUCACUGAUCACAGUGGAGGAGAAAUGCAUUCAACUUCUUUCUGAAUAAAGAAUGUUGACUACUCAUAUUUCUUUACUAAGGCAGAAUGUCAGUUUCUUUUAGGAAAAAAAUGUGGAAACAUUAAAAUAGACACUAAACUGAUAUUUUGUGACUCAUUCAGUCAAGCUCUGUUAUCAUGAACAUAGACACAGUUCACAAGUUCUCAUUGGAAAACAACACAAGCCUGCUUGGAAACUGCCUUUUUCCAGGGAAAGAAGCACUACAAUUUGCUUUAAACAAGUUUUUAUUGGCACUGAUGUUGUUGAGCUCUGAUGCUGAAAAUAAACAAUGUCUGCACAUCGAACUAGA
Molecule: messenger RNA, 2120 nt
Organism: Gambusia affinis (western mosquitofish)
Lineage: Eukaryota; Metazoa; Chordata; Actinopteri; Cyprinodontiformes; Poeciliidae
Product: prostaglandin E2 receptor EP4 subtype-like
Exons: 2
Coding region: 544-1779 (411 amino acids)
Biological process (GO): inflammatory response; adenylate cyclase-activating G protein-coupled receptor signaling pathway; negative regulation of inflammatory response
Cellular component (GO): plasma membrane
Molecular function (GO): prostaglandin E receptor activity
Source: RefSeq, a predicted model, not a curated record